CCAGCUUUCAAACCAUUUCAAAAAAAAAAAUACAUACAUACAUACAUCAUAAUCAGCGUCGAAUUGAUCAUGCGCACAGAUCAUCAGACUAGUACUACUGCUACCGUACAGCUACACAAGCGCACACACAAUUAACUCUGAUAUCGGUAUUUUCCAUGCGACCCCGUGCCAACCCCCUCCCAAAGCAUAAAACGAUUCGCCACUUACCAGAAUCAGGCAAGUGCAAGCAAGCAGCAGCAGCUUGUUGCAGCAUGCAGUACGGGAAAUUACCAUGCAAAAAGACUCGAUGGAGAGACAGAGAUCGAAAGGGCCAGCUGUGUCCUUGGGGGUUUAUAUACUAUACUCUGGUGAUCGACUUUGGGAAUGCAAAUGCAAACUUGCAUCGUGAUCUUCUGCCGCUUUUAAGGAACGAAAUUGGAGCGCGUACGUUGAGGCAGGGUUGUGCACAUAUAAUUGUGCACUAUCCAAGAUACAUAAUACAGAUGUGGAAAGAAAGUGUUGAAGAAACAAAAAACAAAAACAAAAAAGAAGGAAAAGUACGAAAGAAAAAUCGCAACGGGAACGGGCUUGAGGUGGUGACAGGAAAGAAAGUUGUGGGGAAAAGCAUAAAACAAAAAAACUGGGCCGGAAAGAUCCGGGUUAACCGACAACUAUAUAUGCGCUGCUACUGUUGAUCACACGCCAUCGAUCUAGCUGGUUAAUAUACAGAUUAACCAACCCAUCAGCAGCUGUGGUUGGUUGUUCAAGGCUUAAGCUGCCAGCAACUCCAAGUCGUACUAGUAGGCAGCCAGCAGACCUAUCUGGCCGAUUUACAACGAUCGAACCCCACCGAUAAUCCAUAUCAGUGCUAUAUAUUGUUUUGUUUGUUUGUCAUAGAUGGCU
This is a messenger RNA of Cantharellus anzutake, 882 nucleotides long. RefSeq lists its product as uncharacterized. The transcript is spliced from 3 exons. NCBI's taxonomy places the organism in Eukaryota, Fungi, Basidiomycota, Agaricomycetes, Cantharellales, Hydnaceae. Bases 156 to 674 code for a protein of 172 amino acids. The record is from RefSeq and is a predicted model, not a curated record.